Messenger RNA from Falco peregrinus (peregrine falcon), 7376 nucleotides. It is a transcript of the gene TRPV3, whose product is annotated as transient receptor potential cation channel subfamily V member 3. Gene Ontology annotation, biological process: calcium ion import across plasma membrane. Lineage: Eukaryota; Metazoa; Chordata; Aves; Falconiformes; Falconidae. The record is from RefSeq and is a predicted model, not a curated record. Bases 2945 to 5308 code for a protein of 787 amino acids. Gene Ontology annotation, molecular function: protein binding; calcium channel activity. The transcript is spliced from 18 exons. Gene Ontology annotation, cellular component: membrane.
GACAUAAAGGGAUGUAAUUUACAACCCAAAUGCAUGUGCAUAACCAUUUUCUUUUGAAAACAGUAUGUAAACUGCAGAGCAGUGAUCGUUUUAGAUAUUCUACUGCUGCCAUUAAGUCAUCCGUGAGCAACUCAGCUUUAGUAAUAUUUCAGUAUAUAAUUAUUGCGUGUGUGUGUGUCAUCCCACUUUGGCAGCUAUGAAGUAAAGAGUUUGUUGUCUAGCAAGUUUCUCUCUGCUCCCUAAUUUCAGAUGUAGCAAACCCUGUAAGGCUGCAGUACUCCAGCACUGUACUUACCUGUGCUUUCCAACAGCUGAGCAAACUGGAUGACUGAAGAAGGGUGGUUUUGCGUUUUUAGGAUAGUUCUGAGCUUGAGUAUAGUUUUACUGAUUUGGCAGAUUAGCUUCUUUGGAUGUUGUCGCCAGCGUCAGUGGGCCCCUACUUUGAACUUCAUUCGUACAGUUCUGAGGCGCUUUGUCUAUACCGAAAUGCAAGUUUUGUAAGCGGGGUAAGUUCUCUGGGAGCUUCUGUGGGUGUUUGGUGUAGGUGUGAUGCUUUUGUAGAGAGUGAAAACUUCAAGAGACAAAGACUAAACCUAUCUUUCAAAUGGAGAAUGCUUUUCUGUUGUCCUUGUUUCUUUCUGAUUUAUCAAUCUGUCUUUCUCCUGAGCCGUGCCACGCUGACUCCUUGGUCAUUCAGAAGUGAAGAAAGAUAGACCUAAUUUUGUCAGCCUGAUGCACUGUUACAUUUCCUAAUUUCUGUGCCAAGGGGAUCUGAAAUAUACUAUCAUAGAAGCUAAACAAAUAAUACAUUCAUUUUCCAUUGAAAGUUUCAGUUACUGUAGUGAAUGUUGAAAGUAAAAUAUCUAGGCUAGUAGAAUAGUUUUUAUUUCAACUCAGUAAAAUUUAUUCUUUUUAAUUAGGAGACAGGCAGGUAAAUAAUCUUAAAGUAUUUUCCUCAGGGAAAACCAUUUCUUUUCACAGGGUCUUUUAAAAUUUCUGUUAGGAAGAACCUUCAUAGGAAAGAACAAAUUACUUGCUAAGAAUAAAAUAACACCUGAUGUCUACUAAUGCUUCUCAGAAGUGUAAAAAUCUUACAGAAAGUUGAAACUCUUUCUAGCAAGCGUAACUUUAUGCUGAUAGGAUUCAUAUACCAUAAAUAAUGCACAAAAGUCAAAAUGAAGUUUUGUCGUAUUUCCCCUCAGGGAGGGGAUUUCUGCUUUUUAUGAGCUGUUAAGAAUUAGGUUGUAGGUGCUGGAAAGCAUAGUGGUCUGUACUAUGGAUGUUCGAAGGAUCCUGGGGAUGAAACCGCUGUUAGUAGUCACUUCCUCUCCUCUGCCCCUAAGGAAGAAAAGACCUUUGUCCCAUGAUAUCACAGCUGAGUAUUUCUCUUGAUUUGUAGGAUUCUCUCUUUAGCCACUUUGCUUAUACUCUUAUUGAGCUACAGAGAUACUGAUAUGUAUGACUUUUUCUUGUUCUCAGAUAAGCACGAGGUAAGUCUGUGGUGGUGUGUGAAGUGUCACUGUAGGAGUGGAAGAGCCCCAUUAACCAUUACAGACAAAUGCCCUUUUCUUAUCCCCAGCACACUGGAGAUACUAAGUCCUUGAUGUCCUCAGAAUCCCCUUCAAAGUAAUUCUUAAUACUAUAAAUCAAUGCAGUGUCUUUGUCUCACUGCCCACUUCAAAUAAGCCACUUCUCUGGUGGCCUGUAAGUAACAAUUAACUAAAUAAUGGGAGCAGAAAAUAGGUACAACAAAAGAAGAAACUCCAUAACAGGUUACAUGAGCUACGCUACUUAUGAUUUGAUAUUCUUCAGACUGUCACGCUAUUUUUCUCUGUAUGUCAUAGAUUACAGAAAAUGAUAGUGCACUGGAAGAUGACGACGAAAGCCCUAGCUUAGUUUUCAUCUAAACAUGCAAUUAAUCGUGAUUAAAAAUGAGAAACAGACGCUACCUCAGCACUGUAGCAAGGUACUUCUACUGUUGUGCCUGUAGUGAUUCUCUUCCUUUAAAGUCGCUUCUUUUGAGAAGCUAUUUAAUGCCCAUCUCCCUUUUAUUCUAGUCAACUUAUAUUUGAUUUAUGUCAAAUACCAUAUUUGCCUCUUCCUUUGGAUGGGAAAUGUCUUUGCUCAUAAACUGCUGUGUAUUCUUAAAAUACUUGGUAAGAAGUAAAUAGCAGAAUUAUUUAUGAACUAAGCAAGACAAUAGUCAUUUGUUUUAGCUGUGUUAAGAUUAUAUGUUUAUCAGUGUAUUCACUGAUACAACAUGUGUCUGAAGACUACCUGAGUUGCAUUUUCAAAGGCAUAGAUAAAUCCCUUUUUCCUACCUUGAAUAUGUAAUAGCCAAGUUCAGUUCUUUUGUGCAUUUACUGCAGUGAAAGCUAUGGUGUACUUUGUAUGUAAGUCUACUACGUAAAUCAUGUUUGCCCUUUAUAAGUUAAUUCUGUGAAAGUUGUGAUAUGAAUUCUUAGGAAAUACAUCCAAACCAGGCAUAUAUCUGAGUUGCACUAGUGUGAAUGCUUCUACCAAUGGUAGAAAACAGAAUAAAAAUUUAUUUUCAUGCCUGUUUUUAAGCCAACAUUUUCAAGGUAAGGAGUAGUUUCCAAUAUUCCAGAUUUCUGUUCCAUUUAGUGACAAGAAAUUACAGCUGUACUUACAUGUGUUUGGGCCCUGUAAAUUCUGUUUUCUGUACUUGGGGUUCAAAAUCUGCCACACUUAAACAUUUGCUGUUUAUGCAUUAAUGGAUUUUUCAUUCAAAUAUUAAUGUAUUUUAUAUGCUUGUCUCCUCUUCAUCCCAGGUGUCGUGUCUUACAAACACACUUCAUGUCUGCUUUCUGUAUCUUGAUACUCCCAUAAUGAAGACAUUCUAGUGCUAAGGCACAUUGACAACAUUGUGACGGGAGUAGAAAGUUUGUGUGUACAUUUGUCACAUUAAGGAAAGUGGAGAAACAUGAUUAAAGAUAACAACGAAAUUAUUCCACUAAUGGGCAAGAAAACAAAUCCAUCUGGUAUUCCCCCUUCAAACCAGCAAGAGAAAAAGCCAACUGAAGGCACUCCCACAAAGAAAAGUUCACACUUUUUUCUGGAGAUUGAUGGUUUUGAAAGCAAUGCAACUCCAAAUAAUACGUCUCCCCCUGUGUUUUCAAAACCAAUGGAUUCAAAUAUUCGUCCAUGUGCAUCUGCAAAUGGAGAAGAUAUGGACUCCCCACAGUCUCUUCAGGAUGAUGCAACUGAAUAUAGCCCCAAUGUAGACAGCUGUUGUGCCAACAUAUCACAAGGACCUGAGCAGACUAGUGCCCGGAAGAAGCUGAAAAGAUACAUAUUUCGGGCAGUAUCUGAGGGGAAUAUAGAAGAGUUGCAAUGUCUGCUCGCAGAGCUAAAGGAACGAUCAAACGCGUGUACAAACAUGACUGUGCCAGAUUAUCUGAUGAAAAAAUUCACAGCUUCAGAUACUGGCAAAACUUGUCUGAUGAAAGCUCUGUUGAACAUCAACGAAAACACAAAUCAGAUAGUGAAUGCACUACUGUCCUUUGCAGAAGAAAAUGGUAUUUUGGAGAGAUUUAUCAAUGCAGCAUACACAGAAGAGGCAUAUAAAGGCCAGACAGCUCUAAAUAUUGCCAUUGAAAGAAGACAAUAUGAAAUAACUCAGAGCCUUAUAGAAAAAGGAGCUGAUGUCAAUGCUCACGCCCAGGGUAUUUUCUUUAAUCCCAAACAUAAGCAUGAAGGCUUUUAUUUUGGUGAAACUGCACUGGCGUUAGCUGCAUGUACUAAUCAACCAGACAUAAUUCAACUGUUAAUGGACAAUACCAGGACUAAUAUUACCUCUCAGGAUUCCAGAGGAAACAAUAUCCUCCAUGCAUUAGUUACUGUGGCAGAAGACUUUAAAACCCAGAAUGACUUUGUAAUCAGAAUGUACGAUAUGAUUUUGUUGAAAAGUAAAGACAGAAAUUUAGAAACAACAAAGAAUAAAGAGGGUCUGACACCACUACAAUUAGCUGCAAAAACUGGGAAAUUAGAGAUUCUGAAAUACAUCCUGAGCAGAGAGAUAAGAGAUAAGCCUAACAGGAGCCUGUCAAGAAAAUUCACGGACUGGGCUUAUGGUCCUGUUCAAUCUUCUCUCUAUGAUCUGACAGAACUAGAUACCACCGCAGACAAUUCAGUACUGGAAAUUAUUGUCUAUAAUACGAAUAUUGGUAAUCGUCAUGAAAUGCUGACUUUGGAGCCCCUGAAUUCACUCCUGCGAAUGAAAUGGAAGAAAUUUGCACGACACAUGUUUUUUAUGUCAUGCUGUUUUUAUUUCCUAUACAAUGUAACAUUAACAUUAGUUUCCUACCACAGGCCUAAUGAAAAUGAAGCUCCACCUUAUCCACUAGCUCUGACGCGUGGUGUGGGAUGGCUGCAGUUAUCAGGACAGGUGAUGGUUAUGUUAGGAGCAAUAUUUUUAGCCAUAAAAGAGAGUGUAGCCAUCUUUCUGCUUAGGCCCUCGGACCUGCAGUCAAUUCUUUCUGAUGCGUGGUUCCACUUUGCAUUUUUUAUACAAGCUUUGCUUGUGAUCUUCUCUGUCUUUUUGUACUUGUUUUCCUACAAAGAACACCUCGUGUGUCUUGUUUUGGCAAUGGCCCUAGGAUGGGCUAAUAUGCUUUAUUUCACCAGAGGUUUCCAGUCCAUGGGCAUUUACAGUGUUAUGAUUCAAAAGGUCAUCCUGCAAGAUGUGAUAAAAUUUUUAGUUGUCUAUAUCGUGUUUUUGCUGGGAUUUGGCGUAGCUCUUGCUGCAUUGAUUGAAACUUGCCAAGAUGGCAGCGAAUGCCAUUCCAACAGCAGUCUGGGACCUGUUCUGAUGGAUCUUUUUAAGCUCACCCUAGGACUGGGUGAUCUGGAGAUCCAGCAAAAUUCAAAGUAUCCCGUACUAUUUCUUCUGCUCCUCAUAACUUAUGUUGUGUUGACUUUUGUUCUUCUCUUGAACAUGCUGAUUGCAUUAAUGGGAGAAACAGUAGAAGAUAUUUCUAAAGAAAGUGAGCACAUCUGGAAGCUCCAGAGAGCCAGAACUAUUUUGGAAUUUGAAAAAUUCUUACCAAAAUGUUUGAGGAAAAGAUUCCAACUGGGAGAACGGUGUAAAGUGGCUGAAAAUGAUACCAGGGUGUGUUUAAGGAUUAAUGAAGUGAAAUGGACCGAGUGGAAAACACAUGUUUCAUUUAUUAAUGAAGAUCCAGGGCCAACAGAUCCAAGCAAAAUUCAAGAUAAUUCAAGAACUAAUAGCAAAAAUACCCUGAAUACGUUUGAAGAAACGGAUGAUUUGCCUGAAACUUCUGUUUAGUUGUGCUGUAUUUGAUAUGUGGUUGUUUAGAAGGUUCACAGCAUCAGCAGUGGAUGCUAAAAGUUUUGUUGGUAUUUUGGACAGCUGUAGCCAGCUGGAACACAAACUUUCAGUGAUGUCAUCUGAUGACUUUAACCCAUUUAAUCAGGGCAGCUGAGCUAAAAUAAAAUGGACUAUUUCACUGGUUCACUUUUGAGCCUCUUGAAAACCAUUGAUGUCCAAGUUUGCAUGACACUACUCAAACUUGGCUCUAGACUUUUUACUGGAUAAAAAAGUUCAAAUGUGAGGUAUUUCUUCCUUUUGUGGAAAAUUAAGAUCAUUGUGAUCCCAAUCUGCUGUCUUUUGGAAUCUCUAACUCAUGAGAAACGUUUUGUAGACUGAAAAAAAAGUUCUUGUCGUGGAGAAAAGAAAGGCAUUUCAGUUCUGAAGACUACCAAAUGAAGUAUGUUAUUUUGAAAUAACAAUGUUCUUGGAUACAUUUGAAGCUUUUGUAAUGACUGUCAGUGUUAUUAGAGGCUUGAUCCCGCAAGUUGGAGAAAGCCUCUUCAGGUCUUGUUAGCUUUGCCUGAUCUGUUUUUCUGUGUGUAUUCCCUAGGUUCUAAUGGGGUGUUUACUGCUUUCUGUUUAUUAAUCUGUAUAUGUGCCCUCCCAUAAAGUAAUAGGGCAGCAAUAUAAUUCAUGAUGGAGAGUAUUUGAGUUUGUUCCAGCCACAGAAUCUUUACUUUUCCUACUCAGCUGUGGUAUCUUGCUGCAUAAAAUAAGUUAUCACAUUGGAAGUUCUUCUGGUUUAAAAGUAAUUUAAUUUCUGUAUUAAACCACAGCAGGAAAAUAAGAAGUCAGUAUUUCUUCCCAAAAUGAACAAAGUAAGUUAAAUGCAAUGCAAUUGCAGACUUUUAAAGCCUUUUUUUUAUUCAGAGGACUACAUAAUGCAUUUCUGUAGCACUUGAUAUUUCACUACCUGAUGACCUAGUACUAUGAAUUAUAUUUUUAGUUUUCUAUUUUUUGUGUAUAUAUAAAAGAAUAUCUGUUCUGUGUACUUUAAAAUUUAAUACGUUAUGUGUCUUCAGUGUCAUGGGUUUUCAUCAUAUAUAUUCAUCUGGUGCCUGUUUUAAGGGUGCUGUUUAAGUAAGACUCAGGUGAAUUUUGUUCUGCUUGAACAAUAGUAAGAGUUGCAUUGGAUUCUUACGGCUAAGCCUGAUGGGGGCAAAAUGAUCCAAAAGACUUUCUUAACACAGAAGAGAGCAUGAGGGAGCUCUCCAGCGGAAAGGAUAGUGCAAAGCUAUUUGCAGGAAUGAUGAACAUGGUUCUCGCUACUCAACUGGUCUUCUACAGAUGCUGUAUCCCGUGUUUCCUACCAUGUAUGGCCUGGAUGGAUGGGAUCAAAUUGAAAUCUUCAAUUCAGUUAUGUUUUUACAGGGCAUAGGAAUUUGAGGGGAAGGACGUUUGUGCAUAUCAAUAGACCAAUGUAAUACCUGAGCAUUUUUGGUCGUCUUAGUAGGAUAUGUGAGCAUGAGAAGAAAAAUUCCUGUGGUCUUGGAAUCUUUCAUCUUUGCUGGUUAAUUUUGCAUUGAAACUGCCAACAAAGAAUAUUGCCUUAGGACUCUGCAGUUCCCUUUGGAUUCUUUUGAGUGCCAGUUUUUGGUUGUUUUUUAUUACAUACCUCUUCACAUAUACUCAGGAACCAGAAUAAAUUAGCCUGUGCUGUACUUCAUGUUGCUGUGGGUAGACUUUUCACUGAAAACAAGUUCUGGUAUCUCUGUGCUGCACAGAGGUUACACUGUAGGUGUAGCCAUAAAACAGGGAAGGCACAAAAAUAUGUAAGAAUGUGCCGUGCCAAUGACCAGGUACAAAACUGCAUCAUAAAACUGAGGAAGAAGCUGGGUGUUGUUUCCCAAAGUUCUUCACUGACAAAAUAUCCUCCUUUUGUGGCCACAGCCCUGCCAGAUCACACAUGCUGUCUCCUCUUAAGGCUGUUACCAAGAACACUAUGAAUAAUGACUGGAGCGGACAAUUCUGUACUUUUUAUACAAUGUUUAUUUAAAUUAAAUAAAACUUCUAAUUCAGUAAA